GCAUCUAACACGGAUGGCCUCAAGCCAGCAACGCUCGCUACCUAGCUAGUCUCAAGUGAUCACUUGGCCAACGGGCAGUAAAGGAGUGACGGGAACGAGCAAUGCGUAGACGUGUAGUGGCUGCCACCUGCGUUUUGUGGGAUGAAUGGACAUCCUUCCAGGCAUCGUGGGUGCGAAGUGUUCCAUCCCUAGCUGGAAGCGUUGUCUUCACCGAAGUCCUCACUCUGCCGAGCGGUCAAAGCAAGGGAUGCGGCAUCGUCGAAUUCUCCACUGCCGACGAGGCUCAGCGCGCGAUCAGAGAGCUCAGCGACACACCCCUGAUGGGACGUCAAGUCUUCGUCCGCGAGGACCGCGAGAACGAGGCGCGCUAUGGCGCACCUCCAGCACAAGGCCGGGGCGGUUUCGGUGGCCGAGGCGGUCGCGGCGGCUUCGGUGGCGGCUUUGGUGGCCGUGGCGGGUAUGGAGGCGGUUUUGCUGGCGGCUACGGCGGUGGCUACGGUGGUCCUCCCGCUGCUGGUGCUCCUGGCGCCCAGCUCUACAUUGGAAACCUGCCGUUCCAGGCUGGUUGGCAGGAGCUCAAGGACCUUUUCCGCUCUGCUGGAAACGUCGUCCGAGCCGAUAUCAACCUGGGCUUUGACGGCCGACCAAAGGGCAGCGGUAUUGUCGUCUUCGCCACUCCAGACGACGCUCAAAACGCGAUCAACAUGUACAAUGGCUUUGACUGGAACGGAAGACAGAUCGAAGUUCGCGAGGAUCGCUACGCCGGUGGAGGAGGCGGUGGAUUUGGAGGAGGCUACGGUGGGGGCUACGGAGGAGGAUACGGAGGCGGCUACGGUGGUGGUUACGGCGGAGGAUACGGAGGAGGAGGAGGAGGGUAUGGCGGAGGCUUUGGCGGUCGCGGAGGCUUUGGCGGCCCUCGAGGUGGCUUCGGUGGCCCGCGAGGCGGCUUUGCUGGUGGCCGCGGCGGCUUCGGCGGCGGAUAUGGUGGUGAGCCUCGUGCGCCCUUGCCUCCCGCAGAGCCAAGCCAGCAGAUCUUUGUCAAGAACCUGCCGUGGUCCACCUCAAAUGAAGAUCUCGUCGAGCUCUUCCAGACUACGGGCAAGGUCGACGAAGCUGAGAUCCUGUUCGAGGGCGGACGUUCGAAGGGUGUCGGCGUGGUGCAGUUCGCAACCGUCGGAGAGGCAGAGACUGCCAUUGCCAAGUUCAACAGCUACGUCUACGGAGGCCGCAGCCUGGAGAUUGAAUUCAACCGCUCUUGGCGCGACUUUGCCUCCUUGCGCUCCAUCGGGGAUGCUCAAAUGUCCUGAGCUCGCAUCGUUUAGCCCAUCGCAGCUUGGUGCUAGUCAAGGCUCAUCAAACACAAGCUGCAAGGGCCAUGCUCUGAUCGCACGCAAUGUACCGAAUCGAUCUUUGCUCUGACUUGCUUCCAUCACCACUUCAAAAGAUUCCAAUCGAAUCCGAUGACUUUCUAAUUUGCUCAAGGCCA
Molecule: messenger RNA, 1486 nt
Organism: Ceraceosorus guamensis
Lineage: Eukaryota; Fungi; Basidiomycota; Exobasidiomycetes; Ceraceosorales; Ceraceosoraceae
Product: RNA-binding domain-containing protein
Exons: 6
Coding region: 102-1307 (401 amino acids)
Cellular component (GO): cytoplasm; nucleus
Molecular function (GO): mRNA binding
Source: RefSeq, a predicted model, not a curated record